Penaeus vannamei (Pacific white shrimp) is the source of this 1312-nucleotide messenger RNA. RefSeq lists its product as uncharacterized. Gene Ontology annotation, biological process: regulation of transcription by RNA polymerase II. Gene Ontology annotation, cellular component: nucleus. Gene Ontology annotation, molecular function: RNA polymerase II transcription regulatory region sequence-specific DNA binding; DNA-binding transcription activator activity, RNA polymerase II-specific. NCBI's taxonomy places the organism in Eukaryota, Metazoa, Arthropoda, Malacostraca, Decapoda, Penaeidae. The record is from RefSeq and is a predicted model, not a curated record.
CUCGACAGGUCAUAUUCAGUUCAGCCUUCAAGCCACAUACAUUGUACUGGCUCAGUCUAUUACAAUACACAGACUGUAUCAACAGUUACACAUAUCAAAGGCUGUAACAGUGUGAGAUUAUCAAUAUAGCAAGAUGGAAAAGUCUCUGUACAGUGACAUCAUAGGCUUCACAUAUAACGACGAUGCAAAAAAAACUGUGACACAAGUGAGGCUAAAUUACAGCGACCCAGGGACAGAUCAGAUGGCAAGCGGUGGAUUAUAUCAGAUGGACAACACUUUGGCCGGAGAUUACAGAGACAUGGAUGUAAACACAGCCAUGGAUUUCAUGAACCUCAGCGACUCCACGGACGUGGGAGAACAGCAGAUUGAGCUUCCGAUUUACAUGAGGGACAUGGUGAGCAACGUCCUAACCCAGCAACAAGACUUCCCGCUGGAGCUCAGUGAUUCCCUUCAGACAGACCUGGAUCUUUGCGCCUCCACGCUCUGGACCGACGAGGAUCAUCUGAAUCUGGAUGCCAUAAAUCCUGACGAUCUGUUCACGAGCACAGCUGGAGACUCGCACCAGUCGGAGAACCUGUACGAACCUGUAGCGUACCAGCCCCUCGAGUACGCAGCCUCCCCUCAGCCGCAGAGCACACGGGCGUCGGCCGGGAAGAGGAGAACGAGGGCGAAAUCCAGAGCCCAGAGCACCGCCCCAGAGCCUCAGACGUCGAGCUAUUCCGUCUGCGAACAGCCAUCCCUGGAGGACCUAGGAGUGCAGGCACACUCUCCCUACAGCGACGCCGGCAGCUCUACAGACGAAGGCAGCAGACCUCGCCAGCGACGGCCACGGGUCUCGUACGACACCCUCACGGAGGAGCAGAAGUACCAGCGCAUUCGAGAGCUGAACAACGAGGCUUCCAGAUUGUAUCGACAGAGACAUCGCCAGAGCCUCAGUAAGCUGGAGAAGGAUCAGCACGUGCAGGAGGAGAGAAAUCGCGCCUUAAGAGCCAAGGUGGAAGGGUUGGAGAAGCUGAGAGACGAGAUCCAGACAUACGUUAAUAAUGUGUUCAGACAGCGAUUCAGCAACUAGGUGCUUUCCGGAGAUAUGCCUCGUGUAGUACUUAGUUAGUAUGGAAUAAUGUUGUAUCAAUAUUAUAGUUAUGAAUCUGUGAUCAAACUGCAUGUUAUGGCAUAGUCGUAAUUCUUUACUUAGUCUGAAUGUGUCCAGUACCUUACUUAUUUUAAUGUGUUUUUAAGACUUGUUUACUGUUAAAUUGUAACUUUUAUACUACAUUUAUAUAUUUAAUAAAAAAAACAUAUAUUACUAUUA